This is a messenger RNA of Staurois parvus, 701 nucleotides long. Lineage: Eukaryota; Metazoa; Chordata; Amphibia; Anura; Ranidae. The record is from the annotation of a GenBank genome assembly.
UCUCGGGGCCCUCAGGCAGAGCGACAGGUCUCGGGCCCCCAGGCGAAGCGGCAGGCACCGAGUCACCAGGCACGACAGUCAGGCAUCGGGUCACCAGGUAUGACAGCGGGCACUGGGUCACCAGGCAUCAGGUCAUUUGGCUUGCCAGCGGGCCACCGCGUCAUCUGGCAAGGCAGUGGGGGGCACCGGGUCACCAGGCAUUGGAUCGUCUGGCUCGACAGCGGGCAUCGGGUCACCAGGUAUGACAGCGGGCACUGGGUCCACACAGGCAUCAGGUCAUUUGGCUCGCCAGCGGGCACCGCGUCAUCUGGCAAGGCAGUGGGCACCAAGUCCCCAGGUACGACAGCAGGCUCUGAGUCAAUUGGCACGACAGCAGGGGCACCGGGGGGUCACCAGGCAUUGGAUCGUCUGGCUUGACAGCGGGCAUCGGGUCACCAGGCAUCAGGUCAUUUGGCUCGCCAGCGGGCACCCGCGUCAUCUGGCAAGGCAGUGGGCUCCGAGUCAACUGGUAUGAGACCGCGGGCACUGGGGUCAGACAUUGGAUCGUCUGACUGGACAGCGGGCAUCGGGUCACCAGUCAUCAAGUCAUUUGGCUCGACAGCGAGCACCGCGUCAUCUGGCAAGGCAGUGGGCUCGAGUCAACUGGCAUGAUAGGAUCGUCAGGCUGGAUCAGUUCAUCAUGCAGGGUAGAGGCAUCAGGC